Molecule: messenger RNA, 1470 nt
Organism: Penicillium longicatenatum
Lineage: Eukaryota; Fungi; Ascomycota; Eurotiomycetes; Eurotiales; Aspergillaceae
Product: cytochrome P450
Exons: 5
Coding region: 1-1470 (489 amino acids)
Molecular function (GO): monooxygenase activity; heme binding; iron ion binding
Source: RefSeq, a predicted model, not a curated record
AUGCUGCUGUUACUCUCUGCUAUCGCCCUUGGUUACGUUUGUCUCGUGGCUAUAUACCGCUUAUACUUCCACCCCAUCAGCAAGUUCCCAGGGCCCAAGCUAGCCGCCAUCACCAGCCUCUACGGUUUCUACUUCAACGUAGUAAAGGGUGGCCGGUAUAUAUGGGAGAUAGAAAAGAUGCACGAAAAAUAUGGGCCUAUUGUACGAGUUGAUCCCCACGAGGUUCACAUCAUGGACCCGCAUUUUUACAACGAAAUUUAUGGGUCAAAAUUGCGUGACAAGGACCCUAGAUUCACUAGGCUUGGUGAUAUACCAGGUUCUAUGCUCAUGACCGUUGACCACAAGCUUCAUGCUUCACGCCGUGCUAUCCUUCACACCUUUUUCUCGAAGAUGUCUAUAUUGGGGCUAGAGUCCAUGAUCCAAAGCAAAGUCGACAAGCUUGCCCAAAGGAUUAAAAUCGCCUCUCAGGCAGGUACAGUCUUCAACCUUGAUAGUGCCUUUGCAGCCAUCGCGUCCGAUGUGAUCGCCGAAUAUUCAUAUGGCUUUUGUCUCGACUACUUGGAUCAAGAGGAUUUUGGAAAUGAAAUCAGGGAUUCGAUGUUGGGUAUUCUGACCCUUUCCCAUUUGAUGAUUUUUUUCCCCAUCCCGUUGUCCGUCGCAAAGAUAGUACCCAAGAAGCUUCUGCAAAGGCUUUCUCCAGCCGUAUCAAGCAUUCUACAUGUACAGGGGCUGUGUUUUGAACAGGCAAAGGUCGCACUGAAAGACAGUGGUAAAGGAAGAGACACAAUUUUUGGAGCUCUUUGUGAUCCCAGCCUACCCCCAGCUGAAAGAGCCCCUGCUCGGAUACGUGAUGAGGCUUUCUCUAUGCUAAAUGCAGGGACCGAGACCACUGCAGGAGUGCUAAGGGUCAUAUUUUUUCAUCUGCUUCACGAUAAGACCAAGCUGCUUCACCUUCGCAAUGAGCUUGAACAAUUCCCAAGUUCUUCGGUGACGGAGCUGGAAAAACUACCUUAUAUGAGGGGAGUCAUAAAUGAGGGACUUCGAUUUUCUGGCGGCAUCGGUCGACUUGCCCGGUGUGUCCCGACAGGCAGUGGACUUCAAUAUAAACAGUGGCUGAUUCCCCCAAAGGUCAUGAUUAGCCAGUGCGGCCUUUUUGUACAUUUGAACCCGGAAUUGUUCCCUGAUCCCCAUGCUUUCGACCCCGAGCGUUGGAUCCGGGCGCAAGAGAAUGGAGACCGCCUGGAAAGUAUGAUUGUCGCUUUUUCCAAAGGACCUAGGCAGUGCCUUGGUAUCAACCUCGCUUUGGCAGAGCUUUAUCUAAUUGUUGCCACUUUGGUGCGGAGAUUUGACAUGGAUGUAUACGAGACGACCCUUGAAGAUAUCGCGACAUAUAGGGAUUACCAGGUGGGGUUUCCAAAAGAGAAGAAUCCGGGGUUGAGAGCCAUUGUUACUCGGGAUCUGAGUGCAUAG